AUGGCCGUAUCAUUCUACUAUUUAGCUGAGCACGUGGAUGUGUUCAUUAAGCCGCUUCACCUCCCGCGCGAAUUUCGCGCGCCCGCGAAUUCUACGCAGGUCCUUUGGUGUCCAGUAGAUAGCGAACCAACAGUGUCCUUUACUGUUAACGUUUGGCCUCCUGUGAAACUGCCUUUGAGCGCUGUUGUUGCAUUUAACACCAUGAAAAGGAUACCUUGGUGCUUCUUUCUCCUAGGGCGGUGGAAUCCGGAAGAGACCCGAGGUGCAGUCGAAAUUUUUUCACGCUAUUGCGGAAAGAGAGGCGCCCCUCAGCUGGUUCUGGACGUCGGUAGCCACGUGGGAUACUACAGCUUGCUCGCUGCAGCCUUUGGCUGCAAAGCUUUCGCUUUCGAUGGUAACAAAGAAGUCCUGGCAUAUUUGAACAUGUCAAUUGCCCUGAAUGAUUUUUCGAACCGCGUCCGAGUUUUUGAGGGGAUUGUAUCGAAGGCCGCGGACGUCCAGUUCGACGGAUGGAGAGCUCGCCCCAAGAACGUUUCGAAUGCACCACCCGUUCCGUUGCACGCCGCGACCAAGGCGGUGGUGCUCGACGACGUCGUCCGCCAGCCCGUACUGUACGUCAAGGCGAGUAACUGUCACCAUUUUGCAAUCGGCUUGCUGGUAGAUGUUGGGGGGUGGGAGCCGGCUGCCUUCUUGUCAGGAAGGCGGAUAUUCACGAAAGAGUCUCCCCUGUACGUCUUUUUCGAGAUGACCUACUACCAUUUGGGAACGUGGAAGUACGAGUACCUGGAGGUUAUGCAGAUGCUGAAGGCUGCAGGAUACAUGUGCAAGUCGUCCAUUCUGCAAACGGUCAUAACGCUGCCCGAGACGAAGUCACAGUUUGACGACUUGCUCAGGGAUUAUUCCAGCCAUUGUGAUCCCACGAAGGUACUCUACUGUCAGGACGAGUUCCUUUGCGUGCACCCCUCGGCCAAAUUUAACCUUAUCGCUUCGAAGCCAAUGCGCUGA
Messenger RNA from Volvox carteri f. nagariensis, 1005 nucleotides. RefSeq lists its product as uncharacterized. The record is from RefSeq and is a predicted model, not a curated record. Lineage: Eukaryota; Viridiplantae; Chlorophyta; Chlorophyceae; Chlamydomonadales; Volvocaceae. The transcript is spliced from 4 exons. The coding region runs from base 1 to 1005 and encodes 334 amino acids.